Messenger RNA from Ostrinia nubilalis (European corn borer), 833 nucleotides. RefSeq names its product cytochrome c oxidase subunit 4 isoform 2, mitochondrial-like. The record is from RefSeq and is a predicted model, not a curated record. The transcript has 4 exons. Bases 37 to 558 code for a protein of 173 amino acids. Gene Ontology annotation, biological process: mitochondrial electron transport, cytochrome c to oxygen. Lineage: Eukaryota; Metazoa; Arthropoda; Insecta; Lepidoptera; Crambidae.
GUCAGCUGACAACUGCCUGUCAAUCCUUGAAUAAAAAUGGCGCUUCUAGCUAAGGGCAGAGGGAUCGUAUGUCCAUUGGGUCACAAUGUGAGGGGCAUAUACGGCACUUGCAGGACAGGGAACCGGGAUCUGGUGGGAUACGGUACUAACGGCUGCGCGAAUUACAAGGACGAUGCACACUUUCCGUUCCCCGCAGUGAGGUUUAAAGAGAACACGAGGGAUAUUUGUGCUCUCCGCGAGAAGGAGAAAGGCGACUGGAAGCAGCUCUGCUGCGAGGAGAAGAAGGCACUCUACCGCGCGUCCUUCUGCCAGACCUUCAGCGAGUUCCAGCACCCCACCGGCCAGUGGAAGUUCAUACUGGGCUGCGUGUUCAUCACCACCUCCUUCACCUUCUGGUGUGCUAUGUUCGCGCACUAUUACGUGAACGAGCCGCUGCCGGUGACUUUGUCCAAGGAGUACCAGAAGGCGCAGCUGCGCCGGAUGCUGGAGAUCCGCACCAACCCCAUCGACGGGCUGUCCUCCAAGUGGGACUACGACAACGACCGGUGGAAGUACUGAUCCCGUGGCUCUACUAAAGCUUCUGUGAUCAUGGCAGAACAUUAAUUUAAUCACUUAUUCUUAAGUUUUUUAUCGAAACUCCGAAUCUAGUUAAUCUGCUUCUAAAUUCUUUUUACAACAAUAGUUAUGACCUUCAACUGCAGCUGUUGGGUUCCAAAUUGUUACUUUUGAAAGGAGGGCACAGGUUGACUCUUGAACUAGAUUAGUGGUUAUUAUAGUUUAUUGAAUUUAUGACGAUUGUACUGGAAAGAAAAUAAACUUCUGUUUGUUGGAAA